CCUUGCCGAGAGGCGGAGUCACAAAACCCGUGGUCUUGGACUAGGCAUCGAUGGCGACGGUGCGGAUCCGGGAGGCCGCGGAGGGAGACUGUGGGGAAAUCAUGAAGAUGAUCCGGGAAUUAGCAGAAUUUGAAAAACUCUUAGAUCAAGUGAAGAUCAGCGAAGGAGCCUUGAAAACUGAUGGCUUUGGUGAAAAUCCUUUUUUUCACUGUCUGGUGGCUGAAAUUCCUUCAGAACACAGCAAUCCCCUGGGCUCCACUGUGGUGGGCUAUGGCCUAUACUAUUUCACCUACAGCACGUGGACAGGACGAAAUGUGUACCUGGAGGAUAUCUAUGUGAUGCCGAAAUAUCGAGGUCAGGGGAUCGGUUCCAAGCUUAUCCAGAAAGUGGCUGAGGUUGCCCUAGAGAAUGGCUGCUCCCAGUUCCGUCUAGCUGUCCUCGACUGGAAUCAAAGUGCCAUGGACUUCUAUAAGGCCAGGGGUGCCAAAGAUCUCACUGUAGCAGAAGGUUGGCAUUUCUUUCGAUUUGAUACUGAAGCAAUGACAGAGCUGGUGAGGAAGUAAGAUGGGAUGUCUGGGUCCUUUAGAAUCCAGACAUUUCCUUUGGAUCUCCUAUUCCCCUCAGCUCUUAUUCCCCUCAGGUAUAUUGAAGUCCUUUCCCUAUGAUCAUCUGCUUCAUAAUGGCUAGGAGUUUAAAAUGUAGUAAAAUAAAAAAUAUAUAUAUGUAUAUAUAUCACAAAAGGAGAAAGUUUUUCUUCCUUCCCAUUUGGAGGUCAUACUUUAGAGUCACUGUGGCUGUGUCAUGUUCUUUUAGCAUAUGGCAUGAGAAGUGGAAGGGGUGGGGGUAUGGGAGGGAAGUUGGUAUGAGUUAAUUUAGAUAGAGACCUACUUAGGUCAAUUAACAUUAAUCUACAAGAAUGCUUGCAUUGGAAAGGUUAGCCCAAGAUAUCCUCCCUAAUGAAGUUUUAGAGAGAAAGAAAAAACAAUUUAAAUUAAGUGUUUAAGAAAAGAGUUUGGAAGAAAGUUUACAAAUAUUUAUUGAGCACUUUUUAUGUAUUGGGAACUUUGUAAAGGCCAAGGAUACAAAGACAAAAAAUGGAAAAGUCCUUGUCCUUGAGGAGCUUACAUUGAAUUGCAGGCAGGUAGGAAUAUAUAUCAACACAUGAAUAAAACAAAAACUUAAAAUAUGA
Antechinus flavipes (yellow-footed antechinus) is the source of this 1189-nucleotide messenger RNA. RefSeq names its product spermidine/spermine N1-acetyltransferase family member 2 (gene SAT2). Gene Ontology annotation, molecular function: N-acetyltransferase activity. NCBI's taxonomy places the organism in Eukaryota, Metazoa, Chordata, Mammalia, Dasyuromorphia, Dasyuridae. The transcript is spliced from 6 exons. The coding region runs from base 51 to 563 and encodes 170 amino acids. The record is from RefSeq and is a predicted model, not a curated record.